GUCUGCCGCGGCGGCGGGGCCCUGAGACAAGCUAAUCGCCAUAAGAGUCUCCAUCAGGUCACCAUAUAUCCCGCUCGGCCUCGGAAGGGGUAGCCAACCCCGACCUCGAGGCCAGAGAGAGGGGAAGGAGAUGAGGAGGCCUGGACCCAGCAGUUCGUGCCGCCAUGGCUCUGCUGCGCUCCCGACGUUGCUGCUGCUGCUGCUUCUUCUAGCUGCAUCUGCGCAAGCUCAGCAAGCGAGGACAAGGACCGAUCCGGUUGAAGAUGUCCAAACGAGCGGUCCAGUAGGGUCCGGCACGAGCCUGGCAAGGCACGGUAAUUUUCUUCCAAGAAUCAUCUGCCCGGCAAGGCAAGCGGAUGCGCUGAAGGGGGUGUUUGACAAACUCGGGAGCAGACUGUGGCCAUCUUGGUUCAGCGGCGUCGACCCUUGCGCCGGCGCGGCCACGGACGACACCGACGUCGACAAUGACCCAAAAAUGAACCCGGGAAUCAAAUGCGACUGCACGUACCAGAACAACACCGUCUGCCACAUCACCAGGCUGAAAAUGUACGCAUUGAAUCUGGCAGGUCCUAUACCAGAAGAGCUGAGGAACCUCACGCACUUGACCAGUUUGAACUUAAUGCAAAAUUACUUAACAGGGCCUAUACCAUCGUUCCUUGGGGAACUGACUGCUUUGCAAUACUUGAGUCUUGCAAUGAAUGCAUUAUCUGGAUCUGUUCCAAAGGAGCUUGGGAAGCUUGUGAAUCUCAUAGCGCUGGGCAUAAGCAUAAACAACUUAAAUGGAUCCCUUCCUCCCGAACUGGGUAACAUGGUUAAACUUGAGCAACUAUAUAUUGACAGCUCUGGCUUAAGUGGUCCACUACCACCAUCAUUUUCUAAGCUUACAAGCCUGAAAACAUUGUGGGCAUCAGAUAAUGAUUUUACUGGGCAAAUACCAGAUUACAUUGGGAGCCUCAGUAAUUUAUCAGAUCUACGGUUUCAAGGCAAUUCAUUUCAAGGUCCACUUCCAACCACUCUUUCUAAUCUUGUCCAACUGACAAGCUUACGAAUAGGUGACAUAGUAAAUGGAAGUUCUUCACUGGCAUUCAUCAGUAACAUGACAUCUUUAAACACCUUAGUUUUGAGGAACUGCAGGAUAUCUGAUAACCUGGCAUCAGUAAACUUUUCACAGUUUGCAAAAUUAAGCCUACUGGAUUUGAGUUUUAACAAUAUCACUGGCCAAGUACCACAAGCUCUGCUGAAUCUGAAUAUACUCAGCUUCUUGUUUCUCGGGAAUAAUAGUCUUUCAGGAAGCCUUCCAAGUUCUAUAGGAACUUCUCUUAAAAACUUAGACUUUUCCUACAACCAGCUAUCAGGAAACUUUCCCUCCUGGGUUAGUCCGAAUUUGACAUUGAAUUUGGUGGCAAACAAUUUCGUGGUCAGCAACUCCAAUAACAGUGUCUUAUUACCUUCGGGGCUGGAGUGCCUUCAGCGAGACACACCCUGCUUUCUUGGCUCUCCACAAACUACCUCCUUUGCUGUGGACUGCGGGAGCAGUAGUUCAAUGUCAGGAUCAGAUGGUUCCGUGUAUCUGCCUGAUGAUGCCAAUCUUGGACCUGCAUCCUAUUAUGUUACAGGAGCACCAACAUGGGGUGUUAGCAAUGUUGGGAGGUUCAUGGAGGCAUUUGAAAGAGAUUACAUAAUACAAAGCUCAAAUGCAAGUUACACAGUAUACACCUCAACACGCCUGUUUCGGAAUACCCCAGAUUCAGAACUGUUCCAGAGAGCAAGGAUGUCGCCUUCGUCUUUAAGAUACUUUGGCAUUGGACUUGAGAACGGAAACUAUGUAGUAACGCUUCAAUUUGCAGAGAUUAGCUUUGAGGACUCACGGACUUGGCAAAGUUUAGGUAAAAGAGUUUUUGAUAUCUAUAUACAGGGUGAGCGGAAGGAGCAGAACUUUGACAUAAGAAAGGAAGCAAGAGGAUCUUACGCUGCUGUCCAGAAGCAAUAUAUUAUUCCUGUCACUAGAAACUUCCUUGAAAUUCAUCUGUUCUGGGCUGGCAAGGGCACUUGUUGCAUCCCUACUCAAGGCCACUACGGGCCUUUAAUCUCAGCUUUGAGUGUAACUCCAGCACCUAAUGCUGCUCGGAAGAGAAGUAAGAAUAAAACAGGUGCAAUUGUUGGAGCUGCGGUUGGUGCAGUAGUUGUAGGACUAAUAGUGCUCACUGGACUGUAUGUCCGGAGGCAGAAAAGUAGAAAACUGUCUUUGGAGCAACAAGACCUGUACAAUACUGUUGGAAGACCUAAUUUAUUCACUUACAGUUAUGGUGAACUAAAGACCGCUAGUGAAAAUUUUAAUUCCAGUAACUUUCUCGGCGAAGGAGGGUAUGGGUCAGUUUAUAAGGGUAAAUUAUCCGAUGGAAGUGUAGUGGCAGUAAAACUACUAUCUGAAACAUCCCGUCAGGGGAAGAAGCAAUUCAUAACAGAAAUAGAAACUAUUUCUCAAGUGCAACACCGUAAUCUCGUGAAGUUGUAUGGUUGCUGCCUUGAAGGCAAUAACCCAUUGUUGGUUUACGAGUAUCUAGACAACGGAAGCCUUGAUAAAGCAUUGUUCGGAAAUGGGAGAUUGAACCUGGACUGGCCAACACGCUUUGAGAUAUGUUUGGGCAUUGCAAGAGGCCUGGCUUACCUCCAUGAAGAGUCUAGCAUCCGUGUUGUGCAUAGGGAUAUAAAGGCUAGUAAUGUCUUACUUGAUGCCAAUCUUAAUUCUAAGAUAUCUGAUUUUGGUCUCGCCAAACUUUAUGAUGACAAGAACACGCAUAUCAGCACAAAAGUUGCUGGUACAUUUGGAUAUCUUGCACCUGAGUACGCCAUGAGAGGUCAUAUGAGUGAGAAAGUUGAUGUGUUUGCUUUUGGUGUGGUCAUAUUGGAGACUAUAGCUGGAAGGCCAAACUAUGAUGGUAGGCUUGGUGAAGACAAAGCAUAUCUUUUAGAAUGGGUAUUAUUGUUGUGGACGCUUUUGUGGGCUGAACCUACAGGCGGCGCAGCAAGCCGGCGCCAGCAACAGCUCCGGCAUGUUAGGCGCCUGAUUUGUUGGAUAAGAUGGCAGGAGGUCUGGCAACUUUACGAGGACGACCAUCCUCUGGACGUCACAGACCCUAGGCUCACAGAAUUCAACAGCGAAGAGGUGCUCCGUGCCAUCCGCGUUGGCCUCCUCUGCAUCCAAAGCUCACCUCGGCAGCGCCCGCCCAUGUCGAGGGUGGUGUCGAUGCUCGUCGGGGACAUUGAGGUGCCCGAGGCGGUUACUAAGCCCAGUUACGUCAUCGAGUGGCAGAGCAACGCCAUGGGGACGUCGAGCUCGGAGCCGGGGGCGGAGGCCAUGUCCCUGAGCUCCGUCAUCGAUGAAGGCCGGUGAUUGAUGACCAUCGCCCAUCGGCAAGUUAAGAUCAACUUCUGCCAAGACCAAGAUUGUUUCUUGGAAAUUCACUUGGAAAAAUUUCGAUUCGGAUGUGUACAAGAAUUGCCAAUUCGCUCGAAAAAAGGCUGUAAAUUGCAAUUGGCUGGACCACACAGCUUCAUAUCACCGAACGUGCUUUGUGUCAUGAGUGACCAGGCCUUGGGCCUUGUAAUAGGCCCAGCCCUUGUAAUAUCCGCCUGUACGGUUCACAAAAAUAUCUCUUUUUUUUUGCGCUC
This is a messenger RNA of Setaria italica (foxtail millet), 3672 nucleotides long. RefSeq names its product probable LRR receptor-like serine/threonine-protein kinase At1g56140. The coding region runs from base 131 to 3394 and encodes 1087 amino acids. The record is from RefSeq and is a predicted model, not a curated record. Lineage: Eukaryota; Viridiplantae; Streptophyta; Magnoliopsida; Poales; Poaceae. Gene Ontology annotation, biological process: protein phosphorylation. The transcript has 26 exons. Gene Ontology annotation, molecular function: protein kinase activity; protein binding; ATP binding.